AUGUCAAACCCAAGACCGACCGAAGAGGAUGUGAACCCGCAGCCAGUACCCAAGGAGGAAAUCACCGAACCAGAAGGUGUUCCACUCGAUGAGGGUAGACUGAAGCAAUUCUUCAUUGGUUCUAUCGACCAAGGAACCACAAGCACUCGAUUCAUCAUCUUCGACGGUGUAGGAGACCCUGUUGCGCAACACCAGAUCGAAUUCAAGCAAUAUUAUCCCCAGUCUGGAUGGCACGAACAUGACCCCAAAGAGAUUAUUACAUCGGUGGAGGAAUGCAUUGAUCGAGCGACCAACAUUUUCCUGGAUCAAGGGCAUGACGUCUCUGAUAUCAAAGCAGUUGGUAUCACCAAUCAACGUGAGACGACAGUUGUUUGGGACACCAAGACUGGAGAACCACUGUAUAAUGCAAUCGCAUGGCCGGACACGAGGACGAAAGGGCUGGUUCGUGAGCUAAAAAAUCGCAAAGGGGCUGACGAAUUGCUGAAUAUAUGCGGGCUCCCAUUGUCAACUUAUCCGUCAUCGGUUAAGCUACGGUGGAUUCUGGACCACGUGGAGCCUGCUCGGAAAGCCUACGACGAAGGCCGGUUAUCGUUUGGUACCAUUGAUACAUGGAUCCUCUAUAACCUCAAUGGCGGGAAAGAAGCCGACAUUCACGUGACCGACGCUACCAACGCAUCGAGAACGAUGUUCAUGAACCUGCACACCGUUCAGUACGACGACAAGCUCCUCGAAUUUUUCCAAUUCGACCGCAAAAAGUUGAACUUGCCCAAGAUUGUUCCCUCGUCGUCACCCGACGCCUUUGGAUUCUUGAGAACUGGUCUACUGAAAGGCAUUCGCAUAGCAGGAUGCCUGGGUGACCAGUCGUCAGCUCUUGUCGGUCAACAGGGGUUUACCCCCGGCUCUGCAAAGAACACAUACGGAACCGGAUGCUUCCUGUUGUACAACGUGGGGGAAAGGCCGGUGAUCUCUACCCAUGGCCUGCUCGCUACUGUGGCCUACGAUUUUGGCGGCAACCGGAAACCAGUCUACGCACUUGAAGGCAGUAUUGCCGUCGCAGGCAGUGGUGUGAAGUUCCUUAUGAACAACAUGGGCUUCAUUACGCAUUCCCACAAAAUCAGUGACCUUGCAGCAUCAGUGAAGGACAAUGGUGGUUGCGUCUUUGUUACAGCAUUCAGUGGCUUGUUCGCUCCCUACUGGAUAGAUGAUGCAAAGGGCACAAUCUUUGGUAUCACACAAUUUACCGAGCGGGGUCACAUAGCACGUGCUACCCUUGAAGCGACUUGCUUUCAGACGAGAGCCAUUUUAGAUGCCAUGGAACUUGAUAGCGGGCAUAAGCUAAACAUGCUUGCAGUUGAUGGCGGCAUGAGCAAUUCGAACCUAUGCAUGCAGACCCAAGCGAACAUUAUCGGUAUCCCCGUCGAUCGUCCAGCCAUGCGCGAAACUACUGCACUUGGUGCAGCGAUAGCUGCCGGAUUUGCAGUUGGCGUCUGGAAAGAAUUUGACGAACUGAAAGGCAUUAACCAAAAAGAUCGUAUGAUUUUUGAGCCCGAUAUCAGCAAGGAAGAAGGUGAUAAGAUGUUCAAGAAAUGGGGACGGGCAGUAGAAAUGUGUCGUGGUUGGCUGGAUGCCAGCGAGGCCAAUGGAGAAUUCUCAUGA
Molecule: messenger RNA, 1656 nt
Organism: Plenodomus lingam JN3
Lineage: Eukaryota; Fungi; Ascomycota; Dothideomycetes; Pleosporales; Leptosphaeriaceae
Biological process (GO): phosphorylation; glycerol metabolic process; triglyceride metabolic process
Cellular component (GO): mitochondrion
Molecular function (GO): glycerol kinase activity
Source: RefSeq, a predicted model, not a curated record